Molecule: messenger RNA, 2375 nt
Organism: Xylaria bambusicola
Lineage: Eukaryota; Fungi; Ascomycota; Sordariomycetes; Xylariales; Xylariaceae
Product: Pro-kumamolisin
Exons: 2
Coding region: 217-2154 (645 amino acids)
Biological process (GO): proteolysis
Molecular function (GO): serine-type endopeptidase activity; tripeptidyl-peptidase activity
Source: RefSeq, a predicted model, not a curated record
UCAUCAUGCACGGUCAUUUAUGUCAAUCGCCAGCAAGCACUGACAACACUUUGUGUAGCUGGGAGGUGAGUUUAGUAUCGCUCAGUCACGCUACGGAACUCGAAUAUCUGGCGAAAUAAUUCACAAUGUUAGAGUCUCCUGUUAGCAGUCUCAAACCCCGAGAUCCCUCGCUGGAUUUAAUGCAAGCAGGGUGUUUUGCUGUUCACUCUAUUCUAGAUGCGUACCUACUCGGUGCAUCAUAUGAUGUUGACGAGUCUCCUCAUCUUAUGGGCCAUUGUAGCUUCAACUGCAUCAACUUCACACCCAGGCACAAGAAAGUACUCGUUCUAUUCACUUAAAGAACAUCAUGUUAGCCCAAAAGAUUGGAUACGAGGUGAGCGAGCGCCCCGUCAGCAUCAGCUCAGCCUCCACAUUGGUCUUGCGCAAGAAAACUUCAAAGAGCUGGAGAAGAAACUGGAGGAAAUAUCUACUCCUGGCCAUCCAAGAUUCAGGCUUCAUCUUACAGCACAGGCUGUAAGGGCUCUUGUUCAGCCUUCUAACAAGACAAUCGAUGCCGUGAAAGAGUGGCUGGAGGGCUAUGAAGUUCCAGUGGAGCUGCUCGAGUUUUCACCAAGUCGAGAUUGGAUCAUCACACCGAAACUGCCGAUUUCAUUAGUUGAGAAAUUACUUCAUACAUCAUAUCACGUCUACCGAAAACAGAAUGUAACAAUUGUCCGCACCGAGGACUGGUCUCUGCCUUUACAUCUACAUGGACUUAUCGACAUCGUGCAACCCACAACAUCCUUUUCCCAAAUGAGGCCGCUUAGUAUCUUAUCACAAUCUCGUCAGGUGCAGUCUUCAACGCAACCAUCGCUGAAUGAUGCAGCCGAGGACAUUGCCGACGGCGUUGAUAUAUUGCAUAAGAUAGAUCUAUCCAACCCACCAGUUGACAUGACGCCGAAAACGGCUUGCAAUACUAGCGCAGUGACUCCAAUAUGCUUGCGCACACUUUAUGGAACUUUGAAUUACACAGCCCAAGCAGCAGAGAAGAAUAGUAUGGCUCUGACCAAUUACUGGGGCGAGUUCAAUAACCGCUCCGAUAUAAAACGCUACCUGCAUCUCUACCGUCCGGAGGCUGCCGAGGCGGCGAACGACUUUACCAUUUACGAUAUUGGCGGUGCUGUCAAUCAGCAAACACCAGCCACCGCAUCACAGCUCGAGCGUGGGCAGGGACGUGAGGGAAACCUAGAUGCUCAAGUCAUGCUUGGCGUCGGAAGCCCUACCCGUCUGGUAACUUAUAGCGUCGGGGGCGAGCCUCCACCGUACCAGCCCGACGUGUCGCUUCCAGACAACACUAAUGAGCCAUUUCUGACUUGGCUACAGUACAUUCUAGCCCAAACUGAGCUCCCCACGGUGGUCAGCACAUCAUAUGCGGACACCGAGUACACGGUUCCGCCGUCCUAUGCCAAAUGGGUUUGCAAUAGUUUUGCACAGCUAGGGGCCAGGGGCGUAACUGUUGUCUUCGGCUCCGGCGACUGGGGUGUCGGGGAUCCGAAGCAGUGCCAUUCUCCUGCCGGAAAUCCCAGGUUUGUUGCGCGCUUUCCCGAAAGUUGCCCUUACGGCACCUCAGUGGGGGCUACUCGAAACAUCAACCCAGAGAUCGUGGCAUAUAAUGAUCGAAAUGGGUUUGUGAGUGGUGGUGGGUUUAGCGAGUACUUCGCGAGGCCGGCCUAUCAGGAUCAUGCCGUCAAUUCCUAUAUCUCUAGACUGGAAGGUUUGCACGAUGGGCUAUACAACAGCCACGGGCGCGCGUACCCGGACGUCGCUGCUAUGGGAUACCGCAUCGUAACUGUUUGGAACGGAACGACGAAGGUUGUUGAUGGCACGAGUGCUUCUGCUCCAAUCUUUGCGGCGGUGGUGGCUCUAGUCAACGAUGCCUUAAUUGCCGAGGGUAAGCCUCCCUUGGGGUUCCUGAAUCCCUGGCUCUACUCAGGCGGAUUCAGGGCCUUCACUGAUGUUACUUUGGGCUCGACUCGAGGUUGUAAUACUUCGGGUUUUCCGGCGAUGAGCGGAUGGGACGCAGCUAGUGGGUUUGGAACACCUUGGUUUCCCAUGUUUAGGUCACUUGCUAGCCAGAAUAGAUUUAGGCAGACAUAUCCUUGGUAUAUAGAUUGAAUUAAAGUCUUCCGGAGAGCUUUCAACAAAUACCAAAUAAAGCUUCAUUCAGGUGGGGUGCCUUGUUUCGUGGAGCGUUACAGUAAGGUAGAUAGUUAUCGGGAAUGACAAAAGGGCAUCGCGUGGCAGAUCAGUCAGAAGCAAUAUUCGAAAAUACCCAUCUCCUACUCAAGCUAAGCGUAACUUUAUAGUAUUUAAAUGAACGUUUCAAAAUAUAGCAC